AGCUCAAUGAGCUCGGCAGAGGAAGAACAGUUUUUACGGGAAUGGGCAUUCUCAUCCCGUCUUUUGUUCUACUCAAUCAUUGCUGUCACUUCAAUUACUCUGCCAGUACUUGUGAUAAUUAUGGUUUUGAUAAGACCACAUCGGAAUUCACAAUACUUUCCAUACAUGUGUGGGAUCAUCGCCGGCAAUUUUGUGCUACUAUCUACUGUCUUCACAUUGGUUGUCUCGGAAAAUGUUAAUUUUGUUUAUAGUUAUCUUCCUGGCUUUAUGAUCUGCAAAUUUUCUGCAUUCCUUGUCAACUCGGCAUCUUGUUUCAUACAUUGGACAUGGGUUGGAAUGUAUUCACAACGUUUUCUUCAUGUUUUCUUUCCACUUCGUUCUAGACGAAGACUCCCACGUAGUACCUGGAAUACACUACUUAUAAUUUUGUUAAUCUCUUGUACGUGCCAAAUCUGGGCUCCAAUUACAAUAACCGAGCUUAGCUUCUCUCCGGGAAACAAUAGCCAAGGCACGUAUUGUGCAGAGGAUCCGUACUUCAGCAGCUCAUCAAAGAUCAUUGUUCUCGUUGAAAGCACAAUUACAUUCUUCAUUCCAUUCAUGUUAACUGUUCUAGCGGAUAUCUCAGUUUUGGUGUCAAAAGUUCCAUGGCAAACACCUUUCAAAUUAAUUUCUGCUGAUGAUUUAAGAAACAAUAAUAGAAGUGAUAACAUGAAAAUUGUUUCAAAAUUAAAUUUAGAGAGCGCUGAAAAACGAAGAAUAAAUGCAAUCAAAAGAUGUCUCAUUUCUGCAACGCUCACUUUAGUACUAAAUUUGCCAAAUUAUGUCCUUCAGGUCGUUGAUGAGUUCUACUCAUUGCGAGAGCAUGGAAAUAUCUCCAUUCGACGAGUUUUUCUUCAGGCGGACGCAGCUGUUUAUAUUUUGUAUCUUCUGCAGUUCCCAUUGGUUCCAGUGAACAUGUAUUUCCUUCGGCAGAACAUUACAAGAAGCUCAAGGAAACUUCGAGAGAAGACAACAUUACAACAAGAGCACAGCAAAUCGUUCCAAGUGCUCGAAAUGAGUAAUGAUCAGAGCCGAAUUCCGUUGAGCACCACGAUUCCAUCUCCAAUGUCUCAUGCGUAGCAUUCUUUAUCAAUUAACGGGAACACUUGUCGGGUGAAUAUGAAAUAUCUCAAAAUAGAUGCAAGUACCUCUAAAUUAUUGGUUAACAUAUUUUUAUUUUCUAUGGUAUUUUUAUUAUGUGUAUUCGAGAUCUCACCAAUUUUUAGUUUUUCUUUUCUUCCAAUCAAAAUAAAUAUUUUUUGAAAAUA
Caenorhabditis elegans is the source of this 1307-nucleotide messenger RNA. It is a transcript of the gene ZK863.1, whose product is annotated as G-protein coupled receptors family 1 profile domain-containing protein. The record is from RefSeq and is marked reviewed. The coding region runs from base 7 to 1119 and encodes 370 amino acids. Gene Ontology annotation, biological process: signal transduction; G protein-coupled receptor signaling pathway. Gene Ontology annotation, cellular component: membrane. Gene Ontology annotation, molecular function: G protein-coupled receptor activity. The transcript has 8 exons. NCBI's taxonomy places the organism in Eukaryota, Metazoa, Nematoda, Chromadorea, Rhabditida, Rhabditidae.